Molecule: messenger RNA, 1024 nt
Organism: Actinia tenebrosa (Australian red waratah sea anemone)
Lineage: Eukaryota; Metazoa; Cnidaria; Anthozoa; Actiniaria; Actiniidae
Source: RefSeq, a predicted model, not a curated record
AUGAAGAAUGAAGAAAGUGCCAGUGGCAUUAGUCCAGAACUGACUGAACUAGAUGCUCUACUUGAGGAAGUCAUUGGACGAAUUGAGGUAGCAAAUGAAGUGGUUCAGAAAAUUGUACCAGCUAAACUCGAUCGCAUGAAUCCGAUAUGGGUCGAAAAGGCCGAACGAGAUCAAGGAGUAGCAAGUCCAUUGCUCAGAAGGAAAAAGGAAACUUUAGAUGCCUGCAGCAAUAUCCAUGGGGGAACCAGUGAAGAAAAGGAAGCCACACUAGAUGAGUUUGUAAAAUCUGUUGACAUUGGGAAUUUAAAAGAUGUCAAGACUGAACUAUGCCAUGACUUGGAAGAGGAUGACAAAGUUUCAGGCUCAUACAGAGAUCUCGAAAGUUUUUUAAUAGAGCUUGCCAAAAUGUAUGUACACAUUGAUCAGGUACUUAAAAAGGAAUCAUUUUUCAUGCAUUAUGGAAGUGAACCAUAUCACUUCAGGGUGGCAAUAGGUGCAGACGGAGCUCCCUUUGGCAAGGACGAUGAAGCUACGGCUUGGCUCCUAUCCUUCUUGAAUGUAGGUGAAAUGAUUGCAAGUGAGGCGGAAAAUUACUUGAUUGCUGGAGCUAAUUGCAGCGAAUCACACAUUGCAAUGAUCAGAUAUGCAAAAAUGUUAACACAAGACAUUGCACAUAUUGAAAGCCAAAUAUAUGUGUUACCUGAUGAUCAAAGAGUCAAGUUCACUAUCGAACUGCUCCCAUCUGAUAUGAAAUGGGCCUCUACAUUCAGUGGUGAGUUACCCAACUCAGCAUACUAUUUUCCUCCAUUUGGGAGUGUAAAUGCUGACAACAAGAAUACAGUAAAUUGGUCCUUGGGGGAAGAUGACAAUCGUACUUGGAGACCUGGGAAAUACCAAAAAAGGCUAGAAAUGGCUACCAAAGUGCAAGAAAAAAAAAAGAAGAAUUAAAAAAUUCAAAGUAUGCAAAAAGCACAAAAAGAAAUAAACUGUUGGAGUUCAUGAGAAAUGUGCAUGCAAGGCAAGA